Molecule: messenger RNA, 660 nt
Organism: Doryrhamphus excisus (bluestripe pipefish)
Lineage: Eukaryota; Metazoa; Chordata; Actinopteri; Syngnathiformes; Syngnathidae
Gene: mrps33
Product: mitochondrial ribosomal protein S33
Cellular component (GO): mitochondrion
Source: RefSeq, a predicted model, not a curated record
UCAAAUGACUGCUUCAAUGAAAAUUGAAAAAUAAAAAAAUAAAAAUACUCGAGGAGACAUUAAAAACGAGUUUAGAUAUACGACCGAAAACCGGAAGUCAUUCAACUAUCCAAUCACAGCUCGAAGGAAACCUAUCGGCGGAAGUGGACCGAUUCGACUGAAGAUAUGGCCAGUCUGUCCAAUUACGCACUGCGCAUGGCCCGGUUGAGUGCGCAAAUUUUCGGGGAUGUCGUGCGUACGACAGACUCCAAAUCGAUGAAAGUGGUUCAACUGUUCCGGGAGCCUCCCAUGGCCAAGAGGAAGGACGUGUAUGACUGGUACCCACAACACAACAUUUACUACGCCAUGACCAAAAAGCUCAGGUUCAUGGGAUUGUUCAGGGACGAGCAUGAGGAUUUCAAAGAGGAGAUGCGUCGCCUGAGGAAGCUGCGAGGAAAAGGUGUACCGAAGAAGGGAGAGGGAAAGAGAGCAACCAAGAAGAAAUGAGCGGCCACUUUCCCGCUUAAAACAGGACUAUUGACUGUGUUACUUGUUUUAUGCUGCCUCUUCAUCAAUAACCGUUUGUUUCAGGUUAUGAAAGUAAGAAUAAACAAUGGAUCACCUUUUUAAUGUUUCAUGAAAAAACAGCAGUGGUGUUGUGUGUUGCUGUCAUACAAAUAU